GACUCGACAACGCAAGUUUGGCAACCCAAAUUACUCUUCUAAUUCAUAUCUUUAUUUCUCCUUAUUUUCAACCAAACCCAAAUUUCAUCAUCUUCUCUAUUUCACAUUUCUUCUCUUCACAAUCUUUUUAUUAGCCAAUUAUUCAAUAAAAAACGACAAAAAUGGGCGCCGAUAAAAUAAACCAGACGUUUUAUUUAUCGCAUGGUUCACCAACGCUUUCUAUCGACGAUUCGUUACCUGCUCGACACUUUUUACAGAAUUGGAAAGAAAAAAUAUUUGAUCAAAAACCAAAAUCUAUUCUCAUUAUUUCAGGUCACUGGGAAACAAAUGAACCAACUGUUAAUUCUGUUGAUGUUUCUGAUACAAUCUACGAUUUUUACGGCUUUCCUGCUCCCAUGUAUAAGCUCAAGUAUCCUGCUCCCGGGGCUCCAGAUUUAGCAAAGCGAGUGCAAGAGAUUUUGACAACCUCUGGAAUCAAGCGCGUGCACAUAGACAAGAAACGAGGGCUUGACCACGGUGCAUGGGUGCCUCUAAUGCUUAUGUACCCUGAGGCUAACAUUCCUGUUUGUCAGCUCUCUAUCCAAAUGAACAAGGACGCUACGUACCACUAUAACAUGGGCCGAGCAUUGGCUCCGCUUAAGGAGGAAGGUGUUCUCAUCAUUGGUUCUGGAAGCGCCACACAUAACUUGAGGGACCUCAGAUGGGGUGCUAAAGAUGAAGAAGUCGUUCCAUGGGCCGGCGAGUUUGAUAAAUGGCUUGAGGAUGCUUUGAUCAGUGGAAGGCAUGAAGAUGUGAAUAACUUCUUACAAAAAGCGCCUCAUGCAAGAAAGGCACAUCCAUCACCUGAUCAUUUCUACCCGUUGCAUGUAGCCUUGGGCGCUGCCGGGGAAACUACGAAGGCGGAGCUCAUACACCGCAGUUGGAGCCUCGGUACCUUAUCCUAUGCCUCCUACAAGUUUACCACCCCAAACUAAGUUUAAUCCUCAACUGUCACAUUUUAUUUUGACAUGUACUAUUAGUUUGCUCCUUGCUUCAUGUUUUUUUAAUUUAAUUUACGUGUCCAGUGUAAUCUUUCUUCCAAUGACCAGUACAGUUGUACAAUAAUUUGUAAGUAACACUUAUGUGAGCUAAAUGCUACGUAGUAUAAAAUUAAUUACUUCCUCCGUGGUUUAAUAA
Molecule: messenger RNA, 1176 nt
Organism: Chenopodium quinoa (quinoa)
Lineage: Eukaryota; Viridiplantae; Streptophyta; Magnoliopsida; Caryophyllales; Amaranthaceae
Product: extradiol ring-cleavage dioxygenase-like
Exons: 3
Coding region: 162-974 (270 amino acids)
Molecular function (GO): oxidoreductase activity, acting on single donors with incorporation of molecular oxygen; zinc ion binding; ferrous iron binding
Source: RefSeq, a predicted model, not a curated record